AGUUAUACUUGUUAUUCCACUCGCACACGAACCAUUACACUCGAUAUAGAAAGUCAACCACAACCACAACUACUACACGGCCAUGUCGUCCUCCGAAGAAUUAGAUCUCCCCGAUGCCCCGCCCGUCAUUGACCCCGCAUCGGACGAUGAUGGCAGUGAUGAUGUCAAGGUCAAGCCGGAACCAGCACCGUCGUCUCCACCCGCCGCCGCCGGCGACAACAAGAAGGCCAUCGAGAGGAUCUUCGACGACGACUCGGACGCUGAGGGAAAGAAGGAUGUCAAGGUCAAACCACAACUCGAGGACUCCGACGAUGAGGAUUACGGUGAUCUUCCGGAUGCGGAUCUAUUCGAGUCUGAGGCAUUGGCGGAAGUGCCCUCAAGGUCAACAGAUUACUCAGAUCCACAAGUGAUGUAUGCGUUCUACCAGCGUCUCUUCCCGUGGCGGAUCCUCUUCCAAUGGCUCAACCACUCACCAAUCCCCACGCACGACUUCGGCCACCGGGAAUUCGCCUUCACCCUGCAGAACAGCGCGUACCUGCGCUACCAAUCGUUCCCGACCUUCGAGACGUUACGCAAAGACGUUCUGAAGCUCAACCCAAGCCGAUUCGAGAUCGGCCCGGUGUACAGUGCGAAUCCGCGCGACCGCAAGUCGUUACGCAAAGCCGCAUUCAAGCCUAUAGCGAAGGAAUUGGUCUUCGAUAUCGAUUUGACGGACUACGAUGAUGUUCGCACGUGCUGCGAUAAGGCGAAUAUCUGCAAUAAGUGCUGGCAGUUCAUCACCGUGGCUAUAAAGAUCAUGGAUGUCGCGCUCAGGGACGAUUUUGGGUUCAAGCACAUCAUGUGGGUGUACUCCGGGCGGAGAGGUGCGCACGCCUGGGUGUGCGAUAGGAGGGCGAGGGAGAUGGAUGAUCAGAAGAGGAGGUCGAUUGCGUCGUAUCUGGAGGUGGUUAGGGGUGGUGAUAAGUCCGGGAAGAAGGUGAAUCUGCGCAGGCCGCUGCAUCCGCAUCUGGCCAGGAGUAUGGAGGUGCUCCGUGACUCGUUCGGUCAGAAUAUCCUGCGGGAUCAGGAUCCGUGGCGGGAGAACGAUAGGGCGGAGAAGCUGCUCGACCUUCUUCCCGACAAGACGCUCGUUGCUGAGCUCCGGAAAAAAUGGAAUUCACUUCCUGGCCGCUCCUCGACCGCGAAGUGGAACGAUAUCGACGCACAGGCCAAAAGCGCCAGUAAAACCCUGGACACACAGAAGCUCCUCACGUCGAAGCAGGACAUCGUGUUCGAAUACCUCUACCCCCGGCUCGAUGCCGAAGUCUCCAAGCACCUCAACCAUUUGCUGAAGUCUCCAUUCGUCGUGCACCCGGGCACGGGCAGGGUGUGUGUCCCCAUCGACUCCAAGCGUCCAGAAGAUUUCGAUCCGCUGGCGGUCCCAACUGUUACCAGUCUGCUCAAGGAAAUCGAUGAGUGGAAUGGUAAUCAUAAGGAAGACGGCGAAAAGGGCGCCGAGGAGAAGAUUCCGGAUUAUGAAAAGACUAGCUUAAAGCCGUAUGUCGAGUACUUCCGACGAUUCGUGGCAGGCAUCGUCAAGGAGGAGUCGAAGGAGAAGGUUAAUCUUAAGCGGGAGAGGAGCGCGGUGGAUGCUAUGGAAUAUUAGGGCGUCUUCUUUUUUGGUUGUUUGUGGUUCUGUUCUAUCUAGGCUUAAUGAAUGAUGCUCCGGUGGUGGAACGUGAGCGCGUGAACAAGGU
This is a messenger RNA of Tricharina praecox, 1736 nucleotides long. Its product is annotated as eukaryotic and archaeal DNA primase small subunit. The coding region runs from base 83 to 1645 and encodes 520 amino acids. Gene Ontology annotation, biological process: DNA replication, synthesis of primer. The transcript has 3 exons. The record is from RefSeq and is a predicted model, not a curated record. Gene Ontology annotation, cellular component: alpha DNA polymerase:primase complex. NCBI's taxonomy places the organism in Eukaryota, Fungi, Ascomycota, Pezizomycetes, Pezizales, Pyronemataceae.